GUUUUGAUCCGUCUGCUACGCAAAUUUCUUUAGAUUUGAAAUUGAAAUAUCUAAUUAAAUCUCAAUAAUUGACAUUUUCAGAAUGGAAGAAUGUGCAUGUGGAGGAGCGAUGAUCGUCAUUCAAAGUGCAAGUGAAGAGUUUCUUCAAUGCCAAGUGUGUGGGGAAACUAGAGAAUAUACAGACAGCAACACUUUCGACUUCGACUAUAUAGGAAGCGGUGAUGCUGGCAACUCUAAGUUUGUUCAUGAAGAUGGAGAAGGAGCCAAAACAAAAGGAGUAAAGUACAACAGAGCUGGUAUUUCAAAGGGAAGGCAAGAUGGGAAAACUGUUAUACAGACACUUUGUCAAAACUUUAAUGCAGGAAGUUUAGAAAAAGAAAUCCUGAAUGUUUUCAGAAAGCUCUAUGCGUGGCGCAACCUUCCCGCAGUUGCAGCUGCAGUUUUUAUCACUGUUUAUCGAAUGCGGCAUCCCAUUUCCAUCAAGCAGGUUUUGCCUGUUUUGGACCGUCCUAUAAGUUUACAGUGCAUUGGCGAUGCUUUGAAAAAAAUAGAGCAAUACCUCAAAGACAAGAUGCCCGAAUCAGUCCACACAUCAACGUCAGCAAGUGGUGAAGAUCUGCCAAGCUCGGGCAACGAUGCGGGUCUUGAUAUUGUCUCACGAGUUCGUUCAGUAUUGCCUAAUUUAAAAGUCGAAGACCCCUUCAAGCCGACAGAGGACAUAACCCAAAGGGUCUAUAACACCACGGCAAAGAUUGUCAGGAUUUUCGAGCGACGGACGAAAAGAAGUUAUGAUCCUCGCCUUAUGACUAUUGCAGCUGGCUAUUUAGCAUGGCAAUCCUGUCACUAUUAUGAUAAAGAUCAUAACAAAGACGUGCCUUUCACCGAGCUCAGGGAACCAACCGAGGCGAGAGACUACCAGAAAUACUUGGCACAAACCCACCUCACUAACAUCGAUGUCGUUGUUGCUCGUUCAAUUACGAGGAACGUGGCAUUAAUCUCCGAUGAGUUGCUACAGCUGUUCAAUCACAUGACUUGGAUCGAAAAGAAAAAUAAAAGAAGGAAAGAUAUUCCUAAGUAUCUUGAAUUGAUACUUCAAUUCCAAGGAAUGACUACAGAUGCGUUGAACGAAGAGGAUGAAAUUCAGAGGCUUAACGAACCCAUCAUUGUUCCUAUUAUACCCAGAGAACUGACCGCGGAAGAAGAAGCGAUUUUGGAUUCGGCUGAAUUAAGCGAAAAGGAUUUACCAGAUGCAGAGGUGGCCAAGUAUUUACGCUCCGAUGUGGAACUCAACCCAAUAGACGUGCAUCUCUCUUUUUCUGCCGACUUGGAUCUGGAAUUGGCCGAACUCGAGGAGAAAAGACAAGUGAAGCAACUAAUGAAAAAGGCAAAGUCCGUCCUGUAAACUCUGUGAUACCUUUCGCUUUCCUCAAAAUUUUUUUUUUUUUUUUCCCGUCGCUUUUCCCUUUUUUUUUUUACAUUCCACACCGUUGAGAAAAUUCUCGGGGCACUCUCCCUUUUGUUUCUCCCAUUUGAUUGCCGUCUUGACGCCGUGUUAUCGUCUUAUAAUGUAUUAAAUGAUUGGUUCCCACAGCCGUAAAACUCAGUGUGGGGAGGGUUCCUUAAUGUCGCUGUAGGGCGUUUCUUAUGAUGACCGUCGGGAACUGUAUGCAUGGUUACUCAACUCAGAAAAUACAAUUUUCUGACAAAUAAAAACAAAAAAAAACAGCUGCAAGUGAGUU
Molecule: messenger RNA, 1739 nt
Organism: Daphnia carinata
Lineage: Eukaryota; Metazoa; Arthropoda; Branchiopoda; Diplostraca; Daphniidae
Exons: 4
Coding region: 83-1402 (439 amino acids)
Source: RefSeq, a predicted model, not a curated record